UCCCAGAAACUCAACUCGAUUACCUCAAAAGUCAAACGCACCACGCACUCACUUUUUCGGGGUCGGCUUGAAGUUUCCCUGCAACUGGCAAGCCCUCACUUUCCUGGAAGGGCACGGCGAGGGAGGGUGAAUUCACCGUCUCAUAGAAGUCUUGGUCUCUCUUCCGCCGAUCUCGAAAGCCAAGAACGAUUAUUCUUGGGAUCUUUAUCUGCUUCUCAGCAUUUGAUCCGGACUCUUCAUCUUCACCCCCUCCAUCUCCGGUGCGAUAUUGAGUUGUUGCAAGUCCUCUGAAAAUUCAGAAAAUGGAGAAGCCAGUGGAACCUUAUUAUGACGUAUUCUUGAGCUUUAGGGGAUCGGAUACUCGCCACGACAUCACUGAUAUCCUUUACAACAACCUUAUUGAUGUUGGAAUACGGGCAUAUAGAGAUGAUGAAGAGCUUCGCGUUGGGGAAGAGAUUGGGCUGGAGCUUCUCCAAGCGAUUAAGCAAUCUAAAAUCUCGAUUCCUAUCUUUUCUAAAAGAUAUGCUGCCAGUAAAUGGUGCCUCAUGGAGUUGGUCCAGAUGGUGGAGUGCAAGGAAAAGUGGGGACAAAAGAUCAUGCCAAUUUUCUAUGACGUUGCACCAUCCGAGGUUCGUAACCAAACUGCAACUUACGGUGAAGCCAUUUGGUCACACAUAAAUACGCAGCGGUACACCGAUGAGACUAUUCGAAACUGGAAGGCAGCUCUUAACAAGGUUGGAGCGUUAAAGGGAUGGGAACUCAAGGAGAGAGGCAAAGGCGAGUUCACGAACGAAGUUGUUCAGAAGGUUUUGAUCAAAUUGAAAAAGAACUGCUUGGCAGUACCUGAUUUCUUGGUUGAAAUGGAUGAUCACGUGGACAAAAUCAUGGAAUUAAUAGGUGAGCAGACCACUCAAACAAAGAUUGUUGGUAUCCAUGGUAUGGGUGGUGUGGGAAAGACAACUCUUGCAAAAAUUGUCUAUAACAAACUGUUGUCUGAUUCCACUAAACAUUACAACCGGUCUAAUUCCUGGGAGCAAAUGGACGAUCAAGUAGACAGAAUCAUGGAGGUGAUAGGUGAACGGACCACUGAUUCCACUAAAUGUUGCUACCUGUCCAACGUUGGAGAUAGGAAAAUUGAAAAUUUGCAGAAUCAACUCCUCUCGUGUCCUAGGAAAGAAACGGCCGACCAUCAAUGAUAUCGACGAAGGGAAAAAAGUGAUCAAGGACUUGUUAUCCUCUAAAAGGGUCAUACUUCUACUUGAUGAUGUCGACCAAAAGACUAAGUUGGAUGCUCUUGUGGGGAUGGGCAGAUGCUCGUUUGGCAGAGGAAGUAAGGUUAUUAUUACCACAAGAAACAAAGAAGUUCUCAAAGAUGUUGAGUUGAAGCACGAACUUAUUGGAAUGGAUUUUGAUCAUUCUCUUCAACUAUUCAGCAAACAUGCAUUUCAAAGUGAUCAUCCUCCAGCAGAAUACGCCCCUCUCCCUGAAAAAGCAGUAAAAGUCUGUGGUCAUCUUCCUUUGGCUCUUGAGAUCAUUGGUUCAUAUCUAGCUGGAAAAGACAGAAAAUUUUGGGAGACCACAUUAGAGAAGCUGGAAACUAUUCCCAAUGAAAAGGUUGAAGAAAAGUUGAACAUCAGUAUCAAUGCAUUACAACCACAUGCGAAGGAAAUAUUUCUCGAUAUUUGUUGCUUCUUCAUUGGGUUUGAUGUGAAAAUUGUGAGCCACAUGUGGAAAAGUUGUGGGUUUUUACCUGACUAUUAUCUUGAUGUCCUCCAACAGAUGUCGUUAAUAAAGAUUACAAAACGUGACCAAUUGUGGAUGCAUGAUUUGUUAAGAGACAUUGGGCGACAUUUCAUUUGUUGGAUUGGUACAUUUAGACCAAAGAAGCAAAGUCGGGUGUGGGAUCAUGGGCAAGCAAAUGAUGUUCUUAUAGCAAAGGGAACAGAAAACGUUGAAGCAAUAUGUCUCAAGUUUGAUCAUCGAUCUCAACGCUUCUUUAAGAAGGAAGAAUUUGAAAGCCUAUCAAAUUUAAGGUUUCUUCAAGUGGAUUGUGGAGACUUGGAUAUGAAAAAUGUCCAGCAUUUUUCUUUAACCAAUUGGUUCCAAAGGAAUCUAUCUAACCUUCCAAAGUUGAGAUGGCUCUCAUGGCAUAAAUUUGUUCAGCAUUGUCCUUCAACCAAGCGGUUUCGGAAAAAUCUGCUUAUCCUUCCGAAUUUGAGAUAUCUCUCAUGGCAUGAGUUUCCCAACUUUUUCCAGUUGACCACAUUUUCCCUUGAAAAGAUAGUGAUUCUUGAUCUAUCACGAAGUCAAAUUACAAAUGAUUGGGAGGGAUGGAACCACCUCAAGAUGGCAAAGAAUUUGAAAGUUCUAAAUUUGACUAAAUGCAGAAACUUGCAUAAAACUCCUAACGUUUCUGCUCAUGAAAAUUUAGAGCAACUGAUUCUUCAAGGGUGCAAGGAAUUGGUUCAAGUUGAUAGGUCUAUUGGUAAGUUAAAGCAGUUAGUGUUUUUUAACUUGGAAGGUUGUACGAAACUUCAUACAUUGCCGGAUGAGAUGGAGGGAUUGGAAGCCUUGACAGAACUUCUCCUUGACGAGACAUCGAUUACCAAAAUUCCUGAAUGGAAAGGAAUGAAGAAAUUGAAAACUCUCAGUGCAAGUUCAUGUGGAUUACUGAGUGAAUGCAAUUUAGCUAGUUGCUCAACAUCACUGUUAUAUCUUCGCUUGUCAUGUACAAAUAUUAGUGAAUUUUCAAUUGGGAAUUUUGGUUCUCUCAUUGAGUUGAAUCUUUCUCGGUCGAGCAUAGGAGAGUUACCCAAUUCAAUAGAGACAAUGAAGAAUUUGAGAGUACUAAGAAUCUCUAGCACCAUCUUAGAAAAGCUACCUAGUGCCCUUGGGAUGUUGGAGAAGCUUGAAGAGAUUGAAGCUUAUGAUUGUAAAUAUUUGUGUGGGGAAAUUCCAAGUGACAUUGGAAGACUAUCAUUUUUGAGAAUCUUGAGAUUAACGGGCAAAACGGGAAUUUCCGAUAUACCUAAGCUUCUUGAAAGUAUGACCAAUAUAUACUUGUACCAUAAUCUACAAAUGAGAUGUCCAGACCUCUCGAACCUAUUAAAUUUGAGAGAAUUGAGGUUGGAUAUAGAGUGUCAAACUCCUUCCCUUCUAGCUCCAAGCCUCAAUUGGAUCGUAGGAUUAAGAAAGCUACAAACCUUGUGGUUGCGUUAUGAUGGUCUGAUCUCCCUACCUUCAGAUUUUAAUCUCCUUUUGAAGCUCAGGAUGCUUUUCCUCAUUGUAGAUAACCUAGAAUACUUACCUAAGCUUCCCCAAAAUUUGUCAUACUUCAGUAUUCAUGGGCGUGGGUUAAUGGAAAAGUCGAUAAAUCUUUCGUAUUUGGAGAAGUUAUCAACAUUGGAAUUCCAUUGCUGUAGACAACUAAUGGAGAUUCAAGGCCUCCAACAUUUGAAAAACUUGGCAUGCCUUCGUCUUGUUGGUCUUCCAUCGCUGGUGAAGUUGCUCAACCUGACCAGCUUGAAGAAGUUAUGGGGACUUUAUAUAAGGAAGUGUCCUAAACUAGUUGAGGUUCAAUGUGGGCCAGAUUCAUUGAAGCUUCUCAAUUUAUGGCACUGUGAAUCACUCGAAAAGCUGCCUGAUCCAUUAACCUUCAAGCAUAUAGAAGUAUUAGUGAUAAGUCAUUGUUUGAAGCUCAAUGAGAUUCAAGGCCUGGAAGAUUCGGAAAACUUGAGUUACUUAUGUGUGAGGAAUCUUCCGUUGCUAGAGAGGUUUCCUGACCUGACCAAUGCCAAGGAGCUUGUUGAUCUUGUUUUAGGUUGUUGUCCUCGUUUGAUUGAGAUUCGAGGUAGGCUAGAAUCACUGAAGAGGCUUUCUAUUGAAGGCUGCAGGUCCCUGCGAAAGUUUUCGGAGCCUUCAAGCUUCAAGAAGCUAGAGAAAUUGGCGAUAAAAGAAUGUGAGAGAUUGGAGGAGAUUCUGGAAUCUGAUGAGUAUGGAGAUUUGAAAAAAGUGAGAGGACCCUUCGCUUUUUUUAAGAUAAGAAUACCACCGGACAGGAAAUCACGGGGAAGAGAUUACCUACUAGAGUAUGAGGAAUAUUUUCUCGAAAUGGUGCGUAUAGGUGUAGCGACAACCCGAGCGAUAAGCUCGCCCAGAGCCAGCAGCGACGGCGACCCUGAGCGGAAGCACGAGACGCGAUACGGCCUGGCGGAGAUCUCCCUACGGGGACUGCGACCACGUCUUCGUGACCGCCGAUCUGUUCCGCGAGGGGUUAACAGAUUGUGGUCUUCCUUUUCCAUUUUGGUUGCAGCUGACUCAGGCCAACGAGGGUUCUUCCUGCUCUGCAUCUUCAUUUGGUUUUCUUCAUCUUCACUCGUCUUCAUUUUCUGGUAAUUUUCUCUUCUCAUUUGCAUGGAUUGGGUCCGCGUGCGAAUCUUUGAUGCAAUCAGUGACGGAUUAGGAAAAGAUUUGGAAGGGAUUGAGUUGGUUUUUAUUAUUUUCAGUCAUGACUUGUCAUUCAUACGCAAUGAAAACAGCUUUUGAUGAAUUCACUGGGGAGCUGACUCGAUUGAUUUUCUUCCGUAA
Molecule: messenger RNA, 4587 nt
Organism: Eucalyptus grandis
Lineage: Eukaryota; Viridiplantae; Streptophyta; Magnoliopsida; Myrtales; Myrtaceae
Product: TMV resistance protein N
Exons: 6
Coding region: 1303-4395 (1030 amino acids)
Biological process (GO): signal transduction; defense response
Molecular function (GO): ADP binding
Source: RefSeq, a predicted model, not a curated record